This is a messenger RNA of Cooperia oncophora, 837 nucleotides long. The record is from the annotation of a GenBank genome assembly. NCBI's taxonomy places the organism in Eukaryota, Metazoa, Nematoda, Chromadorea, Rhabditida, Trichostrongylidae.
AUGGGUCUGAAGAUCUAUUAUGAUCACGGUGACAUGCUGCUGUUACGGUGUUGUACUGAGACUGGAACGGAUGCGGAGUUAAAUCUGUUACUACAACGAUUGAAAGCCGUGACAAAGGGGGAUGAGGCUAAGGAGGUUGUUCUUCGCCGUGCUCGUACUUCGGACAGUUGGGGUUUUCAUGUGCAAGACGAGGGGGUAGUGACGGAUGUAGAAAUGUAUCAGACUGCAUGGAAAGCUAGCCUUCGACAAGGCAGUCGAAUUGUCGAGAUUGAAUCGCUCACGGUUGCGACGCUCUCCUUCGAUAAGAUCUCUGAGAUACUUUCCGAACGAGACACCGUUCGACUGCUUUUGAUCUCUCCGGCAAAUGACGGAUCUCCUAGACGGGGAUGUGAAGAUCCCCACUGCCCUGCCGUUAAAGGUGUAGAACAAAUGCUAACUCCAGAUGCAUUCGCUAGACAGCCAGUCAGCUACCAAGAAAUGUUUCGCAUGCGUAACCGGGAGUAUGGUACUUCACCGGCAAACAGCCCGGCUGGUUCGUUGGAGGACCGCUCCUUCACCUUCUCUAACAUGAAGCGAGCAGAUGGCGCAAGGGCCAACAGCACAUGCACGGCCUCGGGUUAUGGGCAGGGCACGGCUCUCACUAUAAUGAGCCGUCAGACAAGCUCGGUACAUGAUCACAUGUGCCUGAUGCUGAAUACGCCAAAGGCACUAAUCCGUGCUCAGUCCGACGAGCAUCUUCGAUCGCCCAUAGCUGAAGGGAACAGAAAGGUGGGUACCGUGAUUCUUUUUUCCACAGUUCUCUAUGAAAUUAUCGUCUCCUUUGCCUGCUUUCUUUGA